Molecule: messenger RNA, 1331 nt
Organism: Oryza brachyantha (malo sina)
Lineage: Eukaryota; Viridiplantae; Streptophyta; Magnoliopsida; Poales; Poaceae
Product: probable carboxylesterase 15
Exons: 1
Coding region: 156-1151 (331 amino acids)
Molecular function (GO): hydrolase activity
Source: RefSeq, a predicted model, not a curated record
UAAAGUAAAAGCUUCCCAUUCUAGAAGCAAUCUGGUCUGACUCAUCUCCACUAUAUAAUGUCACCCCCACACACGCCACGUCUCGGUCACGCACCGCACCAACGCAUCAUUUGCAGGCACGCAUUAACGCAAACACGUUCAGGACAGUACUGGCAAUGGCGCCCGCGGCGGCGGCGGCGGAGCAGGCGUACGUGGUGGAGGACUGCCGCGGCGCGGUGCAGCUGAUGAGCGACGGCACGGUGCGGCGCAGCGCCGAGCCGGCGUUCCACGUCGACGUGCCGGAGGACGUGGAGGGCGCGGUGGAGUGGAGGGACGUGGCGUACGAGGCCGGGCGCGACCUGAACGCGCGCCUGUACCGGCCGCGCCGCCUCGGCGCCGCCAACGACGCCCGGGUCCCCGUCCUGGCCUACUUCCACGGCGGCGGCUUCUGCAUCGGCUCCGGCAGGUGGCCCAACUUCCACGCCUGGUGCCUCCGCCUCGCCGCCGAGCUCCCCGCCGUCGUGAUGUCGUUCGACUACCGCCUCGCGCCCGAGCACCGCCUCCCCGCCGCGCAGGAGGACGGGGCCACGGCCAUGGCGUGGGUGCGUGACCAGGCCGCGCACGACCCCUGGCUCGCCGACGCCGCCGACUUCUCCCGCGUCUUCGUCGCCGGCGACUCGGCCGGCGGGAACAUCACCCACCACAUGGCGGUCAGGUUCGGCAAGACCGGCCUCGGCCCGCACGUCCGGCUGCGCGGGCACGUCCUCCUCAUGCCGGCCAUGGCCGGCGAGGCGCGCACGCGCGCCGAGCUGGAGUGCCGCCCCGACGCGUUCCUCACCGCCGAGAUGAGCGACAAGUACGCGCGCCUCAUCCUGCCGGAGGGCGCGACGAAGGACUACCCGGUGCUCAACCCGGCCGGGCCGGAGGCGCCGGGGCUCGAGGCGGUGGCGAUGGCGCCGGUGCUCGUGGUGGCGGCGGAGCACGACAUCCUCAGGGACCGGAACGAGCACUACGCGCGGCGGAUGAUGGAUGAGUGGGGGAAAAAGGUGGAGUUCGUCGAGUUCGCCGGCGAGCAGCACGGCUUCUUCGAGGUGGAUCCGUGGUCGGAGCGCGCCGACGAGCUCGUCCGCCUCAUCCGCAAGUUCGUCGUCGAGCACAUGGACUCGGAGUAGCUACGUGACCAAAGAUUCCAAGUUAAUUAAAAUUGAUUUUUGACUUUUCUACAUGAUUGAGAGUGAUUUGUUUAGGUGUGUGCCGUUUUAUCUUAAUUAUUGAUGUUUUGUUGGUAAUUUAAGAAUUAAAAGCAAAUAAUGACACGCCCACAUGGAUGGAUUUGAUUGCUGUUGAUCAAA